AUGGCUCGCUUCACCAGCAUUGCUCUUGCCUUGGCGUCUGCCAUCGGCUACGUUUUCGCCGAGUCUGGCGACAUGACCUACUACGCCCCUGGCUUGGGCUCAUGUGGUGGUACCAACAGCGAAUCUGAUGCUGUUGUUGCUCUGUCUUACGAGCAGUACAACGGCGCCAAUCCCUGUGGCAAGACAAUCAGUAUCACCCUCAACGGCAAGACCAUUCCUGCCACCGUCGUCGACAAAUGCAUGGGCUGCACUGUCGACGCCAUUGACGUCUCCCCGUCUGUUUUCGAGCAGUUGGCCAGCCUGGAUGUUGGCCGCACUGUCGUCACAUGGGAAUUCACCUCAUAA
Messenger RNA from Truncatella angustata, 345 nucleotides. Its product is annotated as riboflavine-aldehyde-forming enzyme. The transcript has a single exon. The coding region runs from base 1 to 345 and encodes 114 amino acids. NCBI's taxonomy places the organism in Eukaryota, Fungi, Ascomycota, Sordariomycetes, Amphisphaeriales, Sporocadaceae. The record is from RefSeq and is a predicted model, not a curated record.